AUGGACACAGAGAUUGUAGCAGGUCUGGUUGGUUUGAGUGGCGAAACUGAUCCAUGGAGAGCAGUUGUCAUAAGAUGCUCCACCGUUGACAGAGGCACAGUAGUUCUGACAGAUGGCCAAGGUAACUGCAGAGACAGUGGAGAAGAGGGCGAGGGCAAUGAAGAAACGGAACAUCUGGAAAUGAUUGGAAUAUCUGAAAGCAGAGAGGGAUCAAUAGAACUUACCAUGAUGAAUAUGAUGUUCCGUCUCUUCAUUGCCCUCGCCCUCUUCUCCACUGUCUCUGCAGUUACCUUGGCCAUCUGUCAGAACUACUGUGCCUCUGUCAACGGUGGAGCAUCUUAUGACAACUGCUCUCCAUGGAUCAGUUUCGCCACUCAAACCAACCAGACCUGCUACAAUCUCUGUGUCCAUAACUGCGCUGCUGUCUAUGAUGGAGCCUGUAUGACUGGAAAUGGAUACCGUUGCUGUCUUCCAACCACUCCAGCAAAGACCCAACAAUUCAAGGUCAGUGGAUGCAACAAGCUUUACAACAAUCUUGUCUAA
Messenger RNA from Caenorhabditis remanei, 543 nucleotides. RefSeq lists its product as uncharacterized. The coding region runs from base 1 to 543 and encodes 180 amino acids. The transcript has 2 exons. The record is from RefSeq and is a predicted model, not a curated record. Lineage: Eukaryota; Metazoa; Nematoda; Chromadorea; Rhabditida; Rhabditidae.